Molecule: messenger RNA, 612 nt
Organism: Nicotiana attenuata
Lineage: Eukaryota; Viridiplantae; Streptophyta; Magnoliopsida; Solanales; Solanaceae
Product: ena/VASP-like protein
Exons: 2
Coding region: 1-612 (203 amino acids)
Source: RefSeq, a predicted model, not a curated record
AUGACGAACCCACAAGACAACCCUGGAACUCCUCCACAACCUACUCCCUCUGAUUCAUCUACCCCUCCUCCACCUAGCACGACUCCCCAACCCAUGCGAAGGAGAGUAAAAAUGCUUGCUCGCGAAACGGUGGCAUCUGGCUCUCUUUCAAAGAAAUUGAAUGAGAAACUAAAGGCAAGUCAGGCCCAAGAUUCUGAUUCUGACUCUGAGUCUGAUUCAUUCAAAUCUGCUAGUGAGAGGGAAGGACCUGGGGGAAAAGGGAAAGGAGUGGUUGAUCAUUCACCUGAAUUGCCUGUACCUGUUAUUUGUGGGGUUGCACAGGAAACUGUUGACAAAAGUAGCAAGAAGUCAGGGGGAAGCGGUUCAGGGGAGGCUACUGAGGGGCUAGUUAAUCUAAGCUCACAAGGAGAUGAACCUGGUUCAUCAAUUGAAGAGACCCUAGCAGACUUUCUGAAAAAGGUAGGUGCAAGUUACGAUCCAAAGAAAAGAAGAACUCCCACACCAAAACCCCCAAGUGCUGCUAAACCUUCCAAGAAACGAAAGGCUUCCUCCCCAACAACUACUGAAACUACCUUGCCAAAGGGAAGAGCAACAAGAAGCAGAGUGAAAUAG